GCAGACUGAGUUACCCGAGAAGAGGGGGAGAGAUGAGAGAGCAACCUGAUGGAGGAGACAUGGGAGGUUGGUAGUCACAUCCGUUGUGCUAAAUGAGCCACCGACAGGAGCAAAGGCAGCGGUGAUAAUGUAGGAGCAGCGGAUCUGGUCCUGCUUUCGUUUGAAAGUUGUAUUAGAAGAGGAGGUUUGUCGUGAAUGUCCGAUCAGGAGGGAAGGGCAGAUCCGAAAUUUGGAUAGGAGGUGAUAGUCAUUGAUGGAGAGGGGAGGAGCCGCAAUUACCUCUGCUGAGGGCAGCGAUGCUGAUCGCCACCGUGAUGUUCGGGCAAAGAGGGUGGGGGAUGCGGUGACGGGCUGCCACGUGGACAUGAUGGGUGCUGACGUAGGCGGGCUUGAUUGCUCGGCAGUCGUCGGACAAAUUAUUAGCAUCCCCGGCGGUCGGGACGCUGAUGGCGGAAACGAGGUCCCUCGCGAUGAUCGGGAUCGCGGCCAGCCUUAUCUUGGUGAGGUAGGGGGAGUAAGAGAGGGGAAAGAAGUGGGAGAAGCCGAGGAGGAGGAGGAGGAGGAGGAGGAGGAGGAGGAUGGGCUGGUAAAGAAUGACGGCGUUCGUCGUGCUAAUACUACGAAUAGAGCGGACGAUUGCAAAAUGGGAAUGGGAGAGGAGGUGAGAGUCAUUGAUGGAGAGGGGAGGCGACUUGGUGAUGAUGAUAAGGAAAGGAGUUAUGGCGGGGAGGUGAUGGUGUCCACGGUCACCGGAGUCCAGGUCCCGUUUGUGCACCAGGAACAUGCAAUCGACGGCCACGAUGUGCGCAAUCAUGGGUGCGCAGCAAACCUGCUAGCGAGCAAGGAACGCUCAGAGAAGCAGCAGCGGAUUCCUCCUUCUCGUCUGAGACUGGCACACUCAGCGAACCAGAUCCCGAUCCAGGAACAAGCGGCGGUGCACCGGAUCCCGCACCAGGAACAAGCGGCGGUGGACCAGAUCCCGAACCAGGAACAAGCGUUUGUGGACCGGAUCCCGCACCAGGAACAUGCAGCGGUGAACCAGCAGAUCUGGAACCAGAAGGAUCACCCAGAAACCCAGCUGCUGAUGAAGCAGGAGCAUGCAGCGAAUGCUCUAGUGAGGGGGGCAUCAUCCGCUUCCGUCGCCGACAUGGAAGCCAAGCCAGCUGAGAGAACGACGGCUCUUCGUCCUUGGAUUUCUCUCCUCGACUCUUGCAAUCGUCAGCGACAACCGCCCAAGUCAUACCCCGGAGAAGGGAAAGCAGCAGCUAUCGAGCAGAAGAAUGGCACUUGGCAGACGGAAGCCUUCCAGGGUAGAAAGGAGGUACGAGAGGAGGAGAGGGGGGGACAUAGUGCGACGACGAUGAUGAUAGAAGAUCAUGGCGAAGAGAUCGAAAACGACCAUCUCGAUAGAGAAGGGAAUGGUUGGAGGCUGGCGUCCAUCAAUCAAGACAGCAAUCAGCCGCGAGGGAAGGGGAAUGUCGCGGCUAAUGGAUCGUCGGGACCUCAAUCAAGACACGCGGAGAUUGAAAGAAGAGGGAGAAAGGAAGAGGAGGAGGAGGAGAAGGGGACAGGACAAGGUUAUCGAGAUUCUGCGCAUGAGAACGAAGGUCAGCGGCGAGUCUGCGUGGAGGAGGCGUCAUUGUUUCCACCAAACGGACCCUAUUUGCCGUCCCGAUCGCGAUCGCCGUUGCCAUCGGUAUCGCCGUCGGUGCGACCGGGUAUCAGCUCACCGACCCCGGUGUCGGCCGGGAUCGCCGUCGCCGUCUCCUGCAUCGACGAAGCGAGCAUUAAUGCGAAUAAGAUAAGUAAUAAUAAUAUGAUGAUGCCCAGGAUGGGGUCGAGGCAUCAUCUCGACAGCAAGGAUAGUAAUAGAUCAGAUCCAGAUCGACGCCGAUUCGGUCUACUACAGUCUGUUGUCAUCGGGAGUCGCCACGUGGCAGACAACCACCCGCGAGCGGCGGAUGGCCGCCUUGUCGGCAAGGUCGAUAUAACGCUGUCACAGCACGACGACGUCGCAAGGUCGGUUGUGAAGGAGCGGAAGGCGGCGGCGGCGGCGGUGGAUGGAUUGUGGAAGCAGGGGGAGCUGGCGGAGGGCAGGCGCGGUGGUGCAGAGGGGGAGGGGGAGGGGAUUGCUCGUGAGCAGCUGUGUGGUGCAAGUGUCGCUGAUGGAUCUGCGAGAAGGGAGGCGGCGGAGCCGGCGGAAAAAGGGAUGAUGAUGACGAUGAUGACGAUCGACGGCUACGAUCGGCGGUACCGAUCUAGCGGACAGGUGGAGCGAGAAGCAAAGGCAGAGGUGGGCGGAAGUGAGGGGAAGACGAGGGAGAGACAGAGGCGAUCUCGGCCGGAGCCAGAUGAGGUCGAGGAAGGGGAGAUUGAAGAGGGAGAGUGCGUAGAGUCGGACGUAGGAUCGAUGGCGGCGGCGGAGGAGGAGGAAGAAGAGGAGGGUGGUGGUGGUCCUGUUCCAGGGGAGGACAAGGCGGACGAUGGGCGGGGGGAAUCAGUCCUAGCAGUGUCAACGACGAAGGAAGAAGGUGAAGACGAAGCUGGCGACCUUGACAGGAAGGAAGAGAUUAACAGAUUUGUAGUCAGCCGUGAAAGUGGCGAUGGCGAUGGCGAUGGCGGCGGGAAAGGACGAUUGGCGGGAAAGGACGACUAUCGAUGGGAAAGUGGCGAUGGCGGCGGGAAAGGACGAUUGGCGGGAAAGGGCGACUAUCGAUGGGAGAGUGGCGAUGGCGGCGGGAAAGGACGAUUGGCGGGAAAGGAAGAUCGGCGGGAAAGUGGCGAUGGCGGCGGGAAAGGACGGUUGGCGGGAAAAGAAGAUCGGCGGGAAAGUGGCGACGGCGGCGGGAAAGGACGAUCGGCGGCAGGCGGGGAGAGGCCGGAGGAUCGGGUUGUUGUUGACGUCAAGGCUGUGGGUGAUUUGUCGUCUUCUUUGGCGGGAGGUUAUGAGAUCGGCGGCGGGGGCUAUGGCGGUGGCGGCGGCGGCGGCGGGGGCUAUGGCGGCGGCGGCCGGGGGAGUCUCGCUUGGGGAGGGGGAGUCGGAGCACGGACGCCGGUGAAAGGGUACGAAUGGUACACGGGCAAGGCGCAUUUGAUGCCUUCGGUCGGGAUGACGUACAGCGGGGGCGCGGGUGUUAGCGGAACGCUUGGCGGGGUUCGGCAUGUUUACGGCGGCGGCGAUGUUAGUGAUGAGGAGGAGGAUGACGAUGAUGAUCAGGAUGAUGAGGAGGAGGAGGACGAGGAGGGGGAGGAGGAGGAGGGUUGUGCUCGUAUGAUGCUGGACGGGAGGAGGAAUCGACGGAAUGUGAUCAGGUUGUCCUGCGGCGGAGUAGGAGGAGGAGCUGAUGAUGGUGGUGGCAGAACGGCGGCGGCCGAGGAGGUGGAGGUAGAGGUAGGGCGACUCUCCGGCGGAGAGGAGUCCAGACGGCGGCGCAGGGCUCAUGCAGGCAGCGGUUUCCUGUUGAGUGGGGGGAGGGGGAUGAAGAAGAACAAGGCUGGGUCGUCGGAGGGAGUGGGGAUGGUGGGGUCAUCGGACGGCAAAAGGAGAAAGAAAAAGAUAAAGAAGCAGAAGAAGAGGAAGAUGACGGAUCGUAGAGAGGAUGAGGGGGAAGACGCUGGUGAUGGCUUCGCGGGGAACGCUGCUGCGAAGAAGAAGAGGAAGAGGAAUCCCCCCACGAGCGCGGAUCGCGCGCAACUCGGCGGCCGUGGGAUCGGGAGACUCAGAGAAGAUGACGUCAACAAGCCGAUGGUGAAUGGGAGUGUUGGAGGAGGACGAGGAAGAGGAGGAAUGAAGAGAGGGAGAGAGGGUUUGGGCAAGGGAGGAGGUGCUGGGGAAGGGGGGGGAGGAGGAGGGAGAGCAGCAGACGACCGGGGCGCGAAACUUGAAAGCGUCGUCUCUUUGGAAGGAAAUGCUGCUAAGAAGAAGGUGAGCAUCCUGCGCGAGGUGAAGGAAGAUGUGGCGUCGGACUCGGGAGGAGGAUUACUUUCCUCUCUCGUAGAAGAACAGUGCAGCCUCUGGACAACAGAUGUCGGCAGGGAAGACAUUGGCAAGCGGGGUCCAAGACGAACUGCAGAUCGAGGAAAACAGAAGACCAAAGAUGGAGCAGCGCAAGGGAAGAAAAGGGAGGAGAAGGGGGCUGAUUGCACAUUUUCACACGAUGUUGUUCCAAGAACGAAGUCAGAGGUUUGCAAGUUCUUUGUGAAUCAGUGUUGCCUGAAAGGGGAAGAUUGUCCUUACUCUCACGAUCUUGCAAAAUUCCCAUGCAAGUACUACAUUGUGCGUGGCGUCUGCUUCGAUGGCGAAAACUGUCGUUUCUCACAUGAGGCCGUGACGGAGGAAGUGCAAGAGGCUCUUGCGAAGCGUUUGGAUCACGAAUCGAAGGAACGCCAGUCGUUGAAGGGGAUGAAUGCAAUGGAGGAGAACUUGGAGGAGUCGAAAGACGAAGAACCUGAUCUGUUUGGUGCUGAUUUUACCACAAUGGCUCCUGAGUCUCAUGACUCACAGACAUCAGAGAGAGGAGGCUGCUCUCCUCGGAGCACGUCAACAUUCUUGCCUGUGCUUCCAUCAUUUGCGCCUGACCGUGUGGAUUGCGGUCCGUCGCCAGCACCCAACAAAUCUAUGCCUUCGUGUUUCCGAUCGCUUGAGCAUAAUACGCGUGCAGUGCAGACCUCGAUCAGGGGAAAUGCUCUAGGUUUCCCAGAUUUCAAUUCCGUUCGAUCUGCUCCGGGCUUCCCACAUUUUGACUCAGUCCGUUCUUACUCUGGCAACCAAGUCAGCCACAGCGCCGAGGAAGGUGAGGGCAAGAGAAGCUUUUCGUCCGACGAUAACCUGCCAACCAAGGCUAUCAUUUCGCAUGGUUUGGAGUUGAGAACGGCUCGUCAAAGUGAGGAUCAUGUAGACUACAUGCCUCAGGGUACUUGUCACGAGAACUUCUACGAGUACAGUGGAACAGAUAACGCUGAUCGCCCUCGUCGAGGCGUUGACGUUGACGGUUUGUCCAUCUCGACUGAUGGAAGAUAUGACAUGGAUACCUCCUUGCAUGAAGAGUGCCUAGAUUCAUCUGAAUCCAGGAGGGUUGUUUGCCAAGCUAGUGCAGUUGGGGAUAUCAGCAUCCCUCAGCAGCAAUACGCCAGUCGUUUCAUCCAUACAAGUGGUGUGAAUGGUAGUUCGAGUCCGUCCCUCAGUAAUGAGGAGGCGUCUAAGUGCUGGGAAGGUAAAUAUGGCAGCAGCUCCGGUCGAUGUCAGGGUGAUGCGGCACCCAUGUUCUUGGACAGCAUGAGAGUACAUGGCGAGAAACAUGUGCUGGACGACAAACCACAAUCGCUGUCCUGCCAAGAAGCCAAACAGGCAGGCUCAACAGAUUUGAUGCUGCUGCAGAAGGGAGGCAUCCUGGGCGAUAGGGAGAAAGUGUCGCCUUAUGCGAGAUCCUUCGGGUGUGCAGAAAUGCCUGUGAUGGGGAGUAGCUUUGGCAGUUGCACUAAGACGGAGCAUGAUGAGCGGGCGGAGUGGUUUGAUGGAGUGACGGAUAGAGAUAGGGGUUUGUGUGAUGAGGAAGCAGGUGGGAGUGCAUGCUUGGGCCCUGUUUCGCCAGGUCGUCAGAACGGAAAAGGACGUGAGGGUGGAGGCCACCUUAAAAGUGAACCAUUGGCAGGCCCCCCUGUAAACGUCAGCGAAGGAGGGUUCUUCCAUCAUCAGUGGCAGGACACUACGCAGGGUGGAUUGCGUGAUACUCCUUGGCAGGAAGAGAUGGAAGGUUGUUCUUCUCCAUUUGCUGGGCGACAAAAGUCGUUACCUGGCCAUGCAGGAUCGAGGGACGGGUGCUUUUUCAGCCUUUCGCUUGGUCCUGAUUCCGAUUACAAGGAGGGAUGUGAUAGAGUCGGCGAGAAUACAAGGGCAGGCGGGCGAGUAGAAGUGGCGUUGUUAGCAUCUGAUGAUGAUAUCGCAGCCAAUCGCGGUGAUGGUGGUGGCAUUUGUGAUGAUCUUAACUGUGCACCACAAAGACCAGAAGAAAGUUUUCCUGGAAUCAUGGUGACACGGCAUGUCGCAGAUGUUAGUCAGAUCAAGGUAAUGAAUUUCUUGUCUCCUUUCGAUGGCUUGGUGGGAAAACCAAUGUUGGGUAUGGAUGAUGAUGAGGAGGAGCCAUCCUCUCUCGAAGCAGAAAGAGUGGGGGGCGAUGCAAGGACUGGCUGUUUCAGCGAUGAGCAAGCGGAAAAAGAGGGGGCUAUGUCACCAGGACAGGAAGGAAAGGAGCUAACGAUGGCAUUGAAAUAUGAGUCGGAGACGGGUAAUGAAAAGGAUGUCGGUGCGUACAACUGGGCAGGCAGGGAGGAGAGGACAGGUUUAGGGCGGGGAGGAGAGGUACUAGCCAAGGCACAUGGUUCGGGAUGGUCACAAUCUUUCUGGCCACAGGAGGGGUGGUAUAAUGCAGCAGAGGAGGAGGAGGAGGAGGAGGACGAGGAGGAGGAUGAGUAGCAGGAAGGGGGGAUGGAAUGAAUGCACACGUGAACGGGGUCGUUCGCAGCGAGGUGAAAGUGAGAGCUUGGAUAUAACCGAGUGUAAUUAUUCUGAGGCAGGAAGGGGGGAUGGAAUGAAUGCACACGUGAACAGGGUCAUUCGCAGCGAGGUGAAAGUGAGAGCUUGGAUAUAACCGAGUGUAAUUAUUCUGAGGGACAAUCACAUUUGUUUGAUUUGUGAUGGUAUACGGAUGGUGGAAAAAUUAUCACCGCUGUACGGGGAAAACUGCAGUUGCGCUGCAGUGUGGAGAAGCAUUGUUAUCGUAGGUGUUUUUCUAGAAACAGCCAAUUUUUGUUAUGCUGUCUUGCUGGAACGUGAAUUGCAGGGUUUGCAGCCACAAGCAGUUUAUUGGCCGCUGUGGUUUUCAUGACGGCAGAGCUGGUGCGAGGGAUGAUGCAAUGGCUACGUCGAGAGUCGAGACCGUUUUGAGGUGCACCUUAGGAUGCAGUUGGGGAAAAGGAGGGUGGAUGGAAAAUCCCAAAAAGGGGUACCGUAAACAUGCCUUUGUUUUGUGAAGUUAGCCUGUGGAAAAGGGUGUUUGCAUUGUUCGUCAGCCCACAGGGGAUGCCCAGCCCUCUUGAUAACCGGGACUCUGCAUAUAUAAGGUAUGGUUGUGUUACAGCUGAAGCAUGCCUUUGUUUUGUGAAGAAAGUCUGUGGAGGGGGUGUUGCGGUGUUCGUCAGCCCACAGGGGAUGCUCAGUUUUUUUUGCAGUGUUGUCAGCCCACAGGGGAUGCCCAGCCCUCUCGAUAACAGGGACUCUGCAUAUGCGCUAUUAUGCGGUAUGGUUGUGUUAGCGCUGAAUUAAGCUGAUGGAGGUAGUCCCAUGUCAGAUGCAGUUGGCACAUUAAUUCGAAGUGCGAGGCGCA
Chara braunii is the source of this 7382-nucleotide messenger RNA. NCBI's taxonomy places the organism in Eukaryota, Viridiplantae, Streptophyta, Charophyceae, Charales, Characeae. The record is from the annotation of a GenBank genome assembly.